UUAAUUUACUUCAUAUGAAAUUAAAAACUAAUAUAUAAAACGAAUAGUUAAAAAGCCUCAGAUUUUAUUCAAUAUGAAGUAUCAAAUUAUUUAAAACUAAUUUGAAAUUUAUAAUUAAAAAUGUUAAAUUAACUUAAAAGAAAAUUUAUAAUAUUCAAAUUGACUAUUAAAUUUAAAAAGUUAUUAUUAGAUAGUUGAAAUUAGUACAUUAUUUCAACAUGGUUUUAAGUGAAGAUGAAGAUGAAUGUAAAAAAGUUAUGCUUCAAAAUAUGGACGUUUAUCAAAAACUAGAAUUGCUUAUUAAAGAAAGAAAUAGAACUGUAUGUCGUAAAGAACUAAAAUUACCACGUGCUCUUUCUGAAGAUAGUGAUCUAGUAGAUAUCUUGUCUAAUGAUGAUGGUCCAAUUGUAAAACAGAAUAAACGACUACAAUCAAGAGAGAAAGCUAUUACUGAUUUGAUUGAUGAAAUACAUAAAAUGAAAAAAUCAUCAGAAUCUGAUAUGAAUUUUCCAAUUGACACUGUGAACAAUCAGUUUGAUGAAGUGAAUCAAGCAAUAUCUCGUCUUCGUCAACAGUCAGAAAAAGUAUUUAAAAGAAUAAUUAACACUCAGGUUAGUUUUAAUGAAUUUCUUGGAACAACUUGUCUGUCUCAAAGUUCUGGAAAUAAAGACUUGAUAAAAUCACAUCUUAAAGUGAUUGAGAAAACUUGUAAAUAUGACAGAGGUGUAGAAGCAAUCACUCGUUUUAAUAAAGAAACUCUUGUAAACCAUGUUGAUGAAAAUAUACAGGUUAAAACAGUGGAAGAAUUUAAAAAUGAAUAUAAUAAAUUGGCCCAAGGAGUUUUAAGCAAUGCUUUUGAAACUGCUUCAAAAUCAGCUAAAAAUCAUGAACAUUUAUUGGCUAUUAAAAAAUAUAAUAAACCAAAUUUGGAUUGUUCAAAUAUUGUUUCUGAAGUUGUUACAACAGGAGUAUUAGAUCCAUUUACUAGACAACCAAUAACAAGACCUGUACGUAAUAGGAUAUGUAAUCAUAUAUAUGAUCAAGAUUCAGUCAAUCAAAUGUUUUUGACACGUUCUGUUGUGCCUUGUCCAUAUAUUGGAUGUACCAACAAACAUUUUACCAGAAAAGAUCUUUUAGAAUACGAAGAGCCUAAUUUACAUGAUUCUUUAUGAACUGUUUUUGUUUUAUUACAAAAAGUUUACUCUUGAUUAAAAAUGAAUUCUAAUAACUACAAAGCAAUUAACUUUUAUUUUGUUUUAAGUUAUAUUUUUGACAGAAAAAUGUGUGUUAUACAAUAUAUAUUUAAUUAUUCUGUAUACAUAUGUAUGUGUUAAAUAUUUUGUAAAAACCAUACUUUAAAGGUUUUUUAAAAUAUUGAGGCACUUUAUUAAAAUAUUUAAAAGAAAAUCUUUGGAUUUUUUUUAAUAUUUAUGAUUAGCUAUAAUAAAUUUUCAAUAUUGAUCAUUAUCAAUCACAAUAAACAUUUUAAUGUAUAGUAUUCAGUGUUUUAAAGUACUUUUUACAUACAAUUAUAAUGUAAUAUAUUCAUCUUUAUUUCCUUGUUUCUAUCUAAUUAA
Daktulosphaira vitifoliae (grape phylloxera) is the source of this 1577-nucleotide messenger RNA. RefSeq names its product E3 SUMO-protein ligase NSE2-like. Bases 219 to 1172 code for a protein of 317 amino acids. The record is from RefSeq and is a predicted model, not a curated record. Gene Ontology annotation, molecular function: SUMO ligase activity; zinc ion binding. The transcript has 4 exons. Gene Ontology annotation, cellular component: nucleus; Smc5-Smc6 complex. Gene Ontology annotation, biological process: double-strand break repair via homologous recombination; protein sumoylation. Lineage: Eukaryota; Metazoa; Arthropoda; Insecta; Hemiptera; Phylloxeridae.